AUGGCGAAACAAUCUUCAGCUCUCAGCCAGGUGCUUCCUCUCAUCAUCGUCUUCGCCCUCCUCGGCGUGGGCGGCUGGGUAGGCUACCAAGUCUACAUCAGCGUCGCCAAGAUGUCCGACGCUGCCUCGGAGCGCAUGGGCAAGAAGAACGUUGUUUUCACCAAGGACGGAGUAAAGGUCGGCGUCAAGCAGAUCAAGAACGAAAAUUAUGUCGACGCGACGCAGGGCUGGUUCGUCAAGGCGUGGAAUCUUGGCACAUCACAGGAUGCUGGCCAGAGCAAGAAACAAAAGUAG
Messenger RNA from Fusarium sp. VM40, 294 nucleotides. NCBI's taxonomy places the organism in Eukaryota, Fungi, Ascomycota, Sordariomycetes, Hypocreales, Nectriaceae. The record is from the annotation of a GenBank genome assembly.